Molecule: messenger RNA, 1235 nt
Organism: Pseudopipra pipra
Lineage: Eukaryota; Metazoa; Chordata; Aves; Passeriformes; Pipridae
Gene: TNNT3
Product: troponin T3, fast skeletal type
Exons: 15
Coding region: 16-885 (289 amino acids)
Biological process (GO): skeletal muscle contraction; sarcomere organization; regulation of muscle contraction
Cellular component (GO): troponin complex
Molecular function (GO): tropomyosin binding; troponin C binding; troponin I binding
Source: RefSeq, a predicted model, not a curated record
GCUCUGCCGUGGGUAAUGUCGUACCGAUGUGUCAAGGCUGACGGUUCAUUUGUCUGCUUUUUUCCCCCCCUCUCCCAUUUCAAUGCAGAGGAGUACGAAGAAGAAGAAGAGGCUCAGGAAGAAGCUUUUGCUUCCUGCCAUGUCACACCUGAUGAAGCUGCUCCGGCAGAAGCUCAUGAGGAAGAAGUCCAUGAACCAGCAGAGGAAGCUCCUGAGGAAGAGGAGAAGCCCAGAAUAAAACUAACUGCUCCAAAAAUACCAGAGGGUGAGAAAGUAGAUUUUGAUGACAUCCAAAAGAAAAGGCAGAACAAAGAUCUGAUUGAACUGCAGGCCUUGAUUGACAGCCACUUUGAAGCCAGGAGAAAGGAAGAGGAAGAGCUUGUUGCCCUCAAGGAGAGAAUUGAGAAGCGCAGAGCUGAAAGAGCAGAGCAACAGAGAAUCCGGGCUGAGAAGGAGAAGGAGCGUCAGGCAAGGCUUGCGGAGGAAAAGGCACGGAGAGAGGAAGAAGAUGCCAAGAGAAAAGCUGAGGAUGAUCUGAAGAAGAAGAAGGCUCUGUCCUCCAUGGGUGCAAAUUACAGCAGUUAUCUGGCUAAGGCUGAUCAGAAGAGAGGAAAGAAGCAAACAGCUAGAGAGACAAAGAAGAAGAUCCUGGCAGAGAGGCGCAAGCCCUUGAACAUUGACCACCUUAAUGAAGACAAGCUGAGGGACAAGGCCAAGGAGCUAUGGGACUGGUUAUAUCAGCUGGAGACUGAAAAAUAUGACUUUACAGAGCAGAUCAAGAGGAAAAAAUAUGAGAUUGUCACCCUCAGGAACCGGAUUGAUCAGGCCCAGAAGCACAGCAAGAAGGCAGGAGCCAAGGGCAAGGUUGGCGGGCGCUGGAAGUAAAGAACCAGGCAGGAUGGCCUUUAGUGGUGUGCUGAAACCUUGCUGGUCUCCUCUUUCUUCCUUCACCGAUCACUUGUGUUCUCACGCCUCAAUGAUAACAAAAAUCGCAUCAGCCUGGAUUGGCUAUUGCUGCUGCUUUUCUUCUCUUUCUUCCUGGAGGGGUCUGGUGGCUUCCUCAAGGGGAAGCAGGUUCCCUGUGGAACUGAGAUGACUCCUUGCUGGCAUUUUCAAUUCCUGCUGAACAUGUCCCUUUAUCCUCCUGAUACCAGCCCUAUGCUCUCCUGUAGAUUGCUGUGUACAAAUCUCUGGAUUUUGUAAAUAAAGCACAACCAGUACCUACUCCAAUGACA